Messenger RNA from Gadus macrocephalus (Pacific cod), 3535 nucleotides. Its product is annotated as ras-related protein Rab-8A. NCBI's taxonomy places the organism in Eukaryota, Metazoa, Chordata, Actinopteri, Gadiformes, Gadidae. Gene Ontology annotation, cellular component: synaptic vesicle; plasma membrane; dendritic spine. The record is from RefSeq and is a predicted model, not a curated record. The transcript is spliced from 8 exons. The coding region runs from base 70 to 690 and encodes 206 amino acids. Gene Ontology annotation, molecular function: GTPase activity; GTP binding. Gene Ontology annotation, biological process: Golgi vesicle fusion to target membrane; cellular response to insulin stimulus; protein localization to plasma membrane.
AAGUGACAAGCAGCAACCCUCUUGGCAUUACACGAGUCGACGGGCGGGAUAUCCGCAAUAGCUAAUAACAUGGCGAAGACUUACGAUUACUUGUUCAAACUACUUUUAAUCGGCGAUUCAGGCGUCGGAAAGACAUGUGUGCUAUUCCGAUUUUCAGAGGAUGCCUUCAACUCAACGUUUAUCUCCACGAUAGGUAUUGACUUCAAAAUAAGAACAAUAGAACUAGAUGGGAAAAAGAUCAAGCUACAAAUAUGGGAUACGGCAGGACAGGAGAGAUUCCGAACCAUUACAACGGCCUACUAUAGGGGGGCCAUGGGCAUCAUGUUAGUAUUUGACAUCACCAAUGAGAAGUCCUUCGACAACAUCAAGAACUGGAUACGGAACAUCGAAGAGCAUGCCUCGGCAGACGUGGAGAAGAUGGUCCUUGGGAACAAGUGUGACGUCAACGACAAGCGACAGGUGUCCAAGGAACGGGGAGAGAAGCUGGCACUGGAGUACGGUAUCAAGUUCAUGGAGACCAGUGCAAAGGCCAACAUUAACGUGGAGAACGCCUUUUUGACCCUUGCCAGGGACAUCAAGGCUAAAAUGGAUAAAAAGCUGGAGGGCAACAACCCCCAGGGAAGUAACCAAGGGGUGAAGUUUACAGAGCAGCCCAAGAAGACCAGCCUUUUCCGCUGUACACUCCUGUGAGGAGAGAGACGGACGGACCGCUGUUGGAAAAAAAAAAAAAGCCACCAUCGCCUUAACUGUGUCCCGACAGGACUGGACAGAGCAUGCACAGAUCCUUCACCUCACCCCUCUCUCCCAGUUCUGGUUUUCCCGCCGCUGGUAUCCUUGCAACAACAAAAGAAAUCCCCCCACUUUCUCUUCCAUAGUCAAUUGAAAAACAUUAGCUUCUUGCUCUGCUUAUGGCCUCAAACAGAGUACCUCAUAAAAUCUGAGUACCAUGUUUACAGCAACAGUCAUAACAAAACGUUUUUUCUCACAGUGGCCAUCCCUCGACACUCGUCCUUGAUUGGUUACCUGAACAAAUGAUUUGAUUCUUAACUCCCUCUGUCCUGAGGCCAAAGCCCCACCUCCCCAACUCUGCAGCCCCAGGUUUCAUUGUUCAAUUACUCAGGGAAUCCUUCCAAUUAUAUUUCCAAAAAGAUAGUUUUGCUGAUUAUUUUUACAGAUAGUUACUGAUCAAAUGUAUACAUUUUGUUACUCUUUAACAAACGGAAUCGUCUCUGGCAUUUAAAGGCUAUCCAUUUAACAGUGUUAUUUGACACACGGAAUUGCGUAUAUAUGCAUUUUCAGUAAUUGCCGAACUCUUGCCGGCAUACACGACUCUGAAGUUCAUCCCUUUUUCAGUCUCAUCAGCUUCAUUACCCACAUUUUCUUUUCCUUUUUGGGUAAUGCUGACUCUUGAAGCUGCUUAUGCUAAGAUGCUAUUUCUUCACUAAUCUGUGUCACUUUCUAUAGGCACAACUGACCCAGUUGAAUGGCCUUAGACUUUGGAAGUGGUGUUGGUUAAAGCUCACUGAAAAGGAAAAUAUGGAGUAAAUACAGAUUGGCCAUUUGUUUCUUAAAACCAUACCAUCAAGGACGUAAACUUCUUGACAAACUGACAAACCAGGUUGCGAUGUUCCUAGAAAUCCUUGUAAUUUCUCUUAAUAGAAAUGGCAAUGGAUAUUCUAGGCCAGUUAGGCUUCUUUCCAUCAAUUUUUAAUGAUUUGAUUUUAAUGAUUUGGAAAACUGACAUCAUUCUGACAACAUGCUGACGUUGUAACACUGAUCGUAAGCAGUGUCUCUACAUCUCCCUAAAAGCAGUCACUUAAACAAUGCACUUUCAGCUUAUCGUCUAUCCAUUCAUUCUUAUGCCUGAUUGGCAUUUAUUCUCAGUAUCAGGUUAACAGGUAUUUCCUUCAUAGGAUUCUAAACUUCAUAUUAAUUUCUUCUGUAAAUAUAUAUAUGUAUGUAUGGCAUAUGUGAUCAAGUUAAGGGUGCAUUCACUUAAUGUACAUACUGACUAGACUAUACAUAGGUUUGAAUGUCGGUUAUAAUGACCCCAAUGUUUGUAUAUCUACAGCUGAUACCUUCAUCUUUAUUUUUGUCUUCGGCCAUCAUUUACAGUCUAAAUUAGUCAGUGUGCCAGUGUGUCUUUCUCAUCGCACAUUACAUUUUAUUUUAUUUUUCAAUGCCACUAUGUAUACAUUUUCAGUUGUAAUGCUGAACCAUUCCACAUUUAGAGUGAACUAGAAGUUUGGUCACUGUUAUGAGAGGCACAUGUAUUCAUUGUCGAUCGUCAAUAUUUAGGUAAAAUUCUAAGCAGACUCUGUUUUUUUUUUUAUAUGAUUCAUUUUGUUUAAGGUAUUCAGAAAUGCAAAGGAGACACGAUUAGAUUGAGGUUGAGGAUUGUCCAUGCACUUCAACUGUUGGACUAGCGACACUGAUAUGAAAUGCGAUACCAAGUGUAACACCAGGGGGCCAUAUAGGCUAUGUUGCAGUGGAGGCUUUCUGGUGAACUUGAUUUGUAUGUUGAAUACAUUUAUAUUUCUUCCAGUUCAUAGUUUUAAGAAGGGGAACUUGUUUUCCGGCCCUUGGAAGGUGGGCUGUACUGUAGCAGUAUUUAUGAAGUAAACAAAGUGCCCUUUGAUUUCCUAAUGCACUUUUUCAAUCUUUCCUUCUGUACAACAUGUCUUUGGAGAAGGGCUUCUGAGCACUUGGAGACGUUUUGUUCCAAAAUGGGAUGCACAGAAUCCUCACCAUCUUUCACUCUUCUUCUUUCCGUUCUUUUCGCUUUGUCACCGAGUAUGCGUUUUACCUCUAUAGGGUGGUGGGAGGGGCCUCACAAACGGGCUCCUUUUUAUCCUCAUCUGAGGCCUCGUUCUGAAAAAAAUAUGAAAUUAGCAAAUAGAUUUGGAUCCAUAUUUAGAAUAUAAUAUUUAUGUUUUUUCGGCUUAGGUCCACCCCCCUUUUUUUUUAUUCUCAAAACAUUCCUCCAAAAAAAAUCCCUAAUCUGUAAUUAUUAUUUUUUUGGUACGUAUAGGCCUACAUGCACAUUGAUUUCCAGUGAGUUUGAGAGUUAAUAGAAAAGCGAUAAGACUUUCCAUCUCUUGCGACACAUUCCCAUUUUGCUUGUCAUAACCUCAAUACGACGCUGACCAAGUCAUCAGAAUUAUGCAUCUUGUAUGUUCCUGAUUAAUUCACAUUACUAUUGAUAUUAUAUUAAAGAAUUUCACUGAUUUUAGAAAUGUUCAGAGGGGCUUAGUUAUAGAGCCAUUCUUGUCUUUUAUUUGCUUUUGUUCCGCUUUAUUUUCUGCUUUAAGAGUUUGUUUGGAGCUCAAGUCAUGAUAUCCCUAGUACCCAAUAAUUAUAUUGAACUUUGUAUUUCAGCACUUUACACAAUACCAAAAUGUAAUGGUAACCUUGUUACCAGACGAAAACAACUAUUUGAACUCUUGGAAAUGCCUCUGGAACAGGUUGAGGGUAUUUUUGUAUUGGAGCUUUAAAAGGUAGAUAUUACAUGAUUAAUCUGCCACAUUGAUGUUGA